Molecule: messenger RNA, 2512 nt
Organism: Gilbertella persicaria
Lineage: Eukaryota; Fungi; Mucoromycota; Mucoromycetes; Mucorales; Choanephoraceae
Exons: 12
Coding region: 63-2417 (784 amino acids)
Biological process (GO): protein localization to plasma membrane
Source: RefSeq, a predicted model, not a curated record
UGUAUCUUUAUAUUUUAUAUAUAUAUAUUUUAUAUAUAUAUAUUUCUCUUUUCAUCAUCAUCAUGCAUCUUUAUACAAAGCAUGCCACUCUCAUCAAUAACUGUUAUCCUGAAAAAGAAGGCGAAAAAGGCCCUCGAUCUUCAGAGCUGAGCUAUUUAAUGUUUUAUGCUAGUUCAAGACCUGUCAAACUAACCAAAGUAGGCUUGUUUCUUGAGAAAAAAGCUGAGCGUGAUGCCGUUAAGGGCAGAAAACAAAACAACCAAGUGUCUUUAGAAAUCCUCAAGUCGUUGAUUGAAGCUUGUCAUCGAGACCUUAAUUUGUUCUCGAAACAUGUAGUGAAAAUUAUCGAUAUGAUGGUCGAAACAAAAGAUAUUGAUAUCAUUGAUCUUGCUUGUCAAGUGUUUGUGAUUUUCACUAGUUAUCAUGAUGGCUCCACUUUGGGUGUGGAUACUGAAUUCACAAGAGAUUAUGAAGACCUUUUAAAGAAAUUUGCUGGGUUUUGUUCGUUUGAUACAAGUGAUGAUACAUUGCAACUACAAAUGCGAUACAUUGGCCAAAGAGCAUUACAAGCUGCAGUGACAUCCACUGCACUUCAGGCGUCUAAUUUUAAAGUUCAGCUGGAUAUCAUCCUUUCACCACUCAUUGUCACAUUAGCCAACUCAAAAAACCCAGCUGAUGCUUUGGCUCAAAGUGAGGAUGUGGAUAUCAAACAAUCAGCCAUAGGUCAUGAAACACUCAAUACACAUUCUGUUGAUAUCCUGGCAGCAAAGACAAUAGCUAUUUUGUUUAGCAAGAUCAAUGGUGUUGCUGUCAAAUUAUCCUUGAAUCCUUUAUUCAGCUUUAUGGAUACACAUCAAACAUGGUGGCCUACUACAUUUGCUGUACCCAUGAUGGAAUUAGCCUUGAAUUCACUUCAGCCUCAAUAUCGAUACCUUCUUGUGCCUGAAAUACUACUUCAACUCGAGAGCAUAAAAUCAAGCAGUCAUGAUCAACCUACGAUGAAAAAGCAUGCAUCGCUUGUAUCGAUUUUAGAUACCAUACUCGAUGCCAACAUACCUCUUGUUGGUAUCUCUGUUCUUGAAGUAUUGAAUUCACUCUUUAUUCACUUGGUACAGUCAGUACAAGACUUCAAGGUAUUUCUACGAGAAAAACCAAGUGCAUCAGAAUACAUGUUGGUAUAUGCGAUCCAACAUGGAUUAGCACACAGUAUUGGUGGUUUAGCUACACAGACCUAUUACCUGAACCAAUUGAACGAUAUCACAGGCUACUUGAUUGCCAAACUCAAAGUAGGCAACACAGCCACAAGUCUGGAUGGAUUGGCCAUGAAAGACUACCGUAGCGUUGUCUUGGAAUGUUUAGAUUUAGUGAUGACAGCCUCUUCUGUUCAAGAAAAAGUCAAGGAGGAUACAGAAAGCCAUCAUGAAAGUAUGUCUGCCUAUAGCAGCUCUAUUACGUUGGAUGUCUGGACACCCGCACUAGGCUUGUUGACAGAGAAAGAACUUCAAACAAGAGUCGAGUUUGGUGCUCUUUUGGUCCAUUAUUUACAGGCAACCGGUGAACCUGUUAUUGAGUUAGAGCCUUACCCUAAACAUACCUUAAACCAACAUGGUGAUGUGAUGCUUGUCAAUAGCCUUCAUCAGUCUAUCCUUGACUGGGUUCAAUUGGAAAAUCUCGGUGUUCGAGACAUGGUUGUGAUCCGUGAUAUCUUGUCUGCCUUGAUUCGUCGAUUUGGUGCAGAUGAGACGAUUAAAGCCGUGCCUUUGAUUUUCAAGCUGCAGGAACUUGUGGAACAAGGUGUGAUUCAAAACACGGAUCGUCAAAAGGCAGUGGCUGCCCUGGUGAUUGAAUGGCUAGCUAUGGUAGGCGAGUUCUACCAUAUCGAUAGCUUGAUUGAAUACGCAGGCCAGUUGAAACAAGAACGCAUGGACUCAAAUCAAUACUCAACCGUGUUCUCGGACUCAGAAAGUCAUACGUCAUUUGAAGAAGACACCACAGGUGUCAGUCUAUUUGUUGAUCGAAAGACGGUUGUUAAUAUGCUGUCGAAUGACGGGCCUUUAAGAGACGAAGAAGAUACAGAAGGAAUAGAACUAGAAACCAAAUUGAUGGAAGCAUGGGGAGCAGCUAUUCAAGAAAACCAUGAUCGAACAUUCAGAAUAAGAACUUCUCGCAACUUGAGUGAUUUAAAAGCCAAGCUGGCCACGCCUUGGACGAAUCUGGAAUUAAGCCGUGAUGAACAAGGCAAGAAACAAACGAUUCGGGUAGAGAACUUGAAAGAUGCUUUAUUGGGUCAAAAUAAUGACAACCUUGCCAAAAAAUCAUUUGAGAGUACGCAAGAUAUGACAUUACUUCUUCAAUCGCUUUCUUUAGGCACACAUGUUCAUAACACUACUUCUCUUGUCAACCCUCCUUACAAAUAAACAGAGUAGUUUCAACACAUAUGUAAUGCUUCUUUUUAGAAGCCGUAUUUAAAAGAUAUGAACUGAAAGAUAUUGUUCUUCAAAGCUUGAGACGC